UUCGUACGUAAACGUCAAAUAAAUGUGAUAUAAAUUUACGUAAAUAAACUUCAAUAUGCAAAAAAUCCGCCGGUAUUUAAUGUUCUAAGUGGUGUUUAAAUAAAACAAGAGGACUAAAUCAUUAUUAAUAGAAACACCGAUUACUAAGUGCGAAUAACCUCUUAAAAAUGACGAAAUUGUUUCAUCAACCCAACCGCAUAUUCUCUGCGGUUUUACACCGAUUAAAGUACAGCACGGCACCGAAAACAGAAUCUACAAUAAGAAUAAACGGCACUGACUUCAUAACCGACGAUUACACCAAUGUAACCCCUAAAAUUCUAUCAUAUUUGGAUCGAAACUUGCAUCUUAAGAAAGAUAACCCUCUCUCGAUAUUGCGGCAAAGAAUUGUUAACUAUUUCUAUUCCUCGUUCACGUAUCGAGGUAAUCCAACGUUUAGCGUGUACGAUAACUUGUCGCCGAUCGUCACAACGAAGCAGAACUAUGAUGAUUUAUUAAUUCCUCUGGACCAUCCGAGUCGGGUUAAGUCCGACUGUUACUACAUUAAUAGGAGUACGCUGCUUCGAGCUCACAUGACGGCCCAUCAGAGCGAGCUGCUGAGGUCUGGGCUGGACAACUUCCUUAUGAUAGGACCUGUGUUCAGGAGGGAUGAAAUUGAUUCAACACAUUUUCCUAUAUUUCAUCAGGUUGACGCAGUGAGAUCACAAAGAAGAGAACAAUUAUUCCCCGAAAAUGAGGACUUACACAUUUUUGAGCCGACCUACGACCCUACAAAGCCCCACGCCUUUAUCAACUCCAUCUCCGAUCCAACAAAACAAAGUUGCCACACACUAGAAGCUACUAAACUCAUGGAACACCAGUUAAAAGAACACCUCCUCGGUCUUAUAAAGACAUUAUUCGGAGACGAUAUCAAAUACCGAUGGGUCGAAGCUUACUUUCCGUUUACCCAUCCAUCUUACGAACUAGAAAUAUUCUACAAUAACAAUUGGCUUGAAGUGUUAGGCUGCGGUAUCGUCAGAAAUGAAAUAUUAGUCAACGCAGGACCAAAUCACACUAUUGCCUACGCUUUUGGCUUAGGCUUAGAAAGGCUAGCCAUGGCAUUGUAUAAGAUACCUGAUAUAAGAUUAAUGUGGAGUACGGACUCUGGAUUUUUGACACAGUUUCAGAAUAAAGAGCUAAAUGCAGAGAUAACGUACAAGCCCGUGUCUAUGUACCCACAGUGUACAAAUGAUAUAUCAUUCUGGCUGCCAGAGGGACUUACUAUUGAUACAUUUAUGAGCAAUGAUUUCUAUGAUCUAGUCAGAGAUAUUGGAGGUGAUAUUAUUGAACAGGUAAAAUUAAAGGACAGAUUCGUCCACCCAAAGUCAAAGAAGCACAGUCUAUGCUACAGCAUCGUGUACAGACAUCUUGAAAGGACACUCACACAAGCAGAGGUUAACCAAGUCCAUAAGGAGAUUGAGAAAGCGGCCAUCGCGGCGUUCAAUGUUGCUAUAAGAUAGAUCGUUAAAAACUAAAUUUAUUUAUUUAUUCUAUGAGUAUGUCUGAAACCUGAAUGACCAUUACCAGGCGUGGCUCACUCUGCGAUUUCAUCGCUUUGUUACAGGUAGCUAAAAGUACAUCCGUUUCAUUGUUUCACACCAAUUUUGGUGGCUAGCCAUAAGCCGCGCGUGGCGCUGUCGCCACCUAGCGGCCAUAUCUGUCCUGAUCGUAACAGAGGCGUUUUGUUAGAGAGUGAAUCUUCUGUACAUAGUACUAUUAUUUAUUCUGUGCCAUUACCAGAGUCAAAGUAAUGGAAUUGGCAAUUGUCAAAGGUUUUUAUAGAUGGCACCAGGGUAGGUUUUACCUGUCUCUAGUAUUGAUAUACAUAUGAAAUUUAGUUAAUCCAGGAUCUGGGUUAUUACUUACCAUAAAAAAUUGACACUAUUCAUAGGUCUGACAGGUAAAACCAGUAUUUAAUAUGUAAUUGCUUUCAGUUCGGUUUAGUUCUAGAAAAAAUCGCUGUAUGAAAUAAAUUGUACACACAGCAACAGAAGUAGGUAAGCGGGCGAGGUUUAUAUAAUUAUCUGCACACUAUAAUUGUCUUAAAAUACAGUUGUUCAGUUCAAUUUGAAUACCUCGUCCGCUUAACUAUUCUGCUGCUGAGUGUUCCUAGUGGUUCCUACGUUAGUAUAGGUACCUAAUAAAUAUUUAUGUCAUUGUU
Messenger RNA from Cydia fagiglandana, 2197 nucleotides. RefSeq names its product probable phenylalanine--tRNA ligase, mitochondrial (gene PheRS-m). Bases 168 to 1496 code for a protein of 442 amino acids. Lineage: Eukaryota; Metazoa; Arthropoda; Insecta; Lepidoptera; Tortricidae. The transcript is spliced from 3 exons. Gene Ontology annotation, cellular component: mitochondrion; cytoplasm. Gene Ontology annotation, molecular function: ATP binding; phenylalanine-tRNA ligase activity; tRNA binding. Gene Ontology annotation, biological process: phenylalanyl-tRNA aminoacylation. The record is from RefSeq and is a predicted model, not a curated record.